AUGGCUGGGUCAGGCAGAGGAAGAGGACGUGCUGCCUUUACCUUCAACAUUGAGGCUAUUGGCUUUACUAAAGGUGCAGCUCUGCCUGAUGUUGCGUGUACCCCUCCACCACCAUUUCCUAGUACAGACAAUAAGCCAGUGCCUCUGAAAACAGGAGAAGAUGAAGAUUACAUGUUGGCCUUAAAACAAGAUCUUAGAGGAACUAUGAAAAAAAUGCCAUAUUUUUUGGCAGUAGAAGAAGAUCGUGAAGUAAUUGAGAGGUACAGUAAAAAGUACCAGGACAAUGAAAAGGAGCAUGCAGCAUGGACCCCAGACUGGAGAAGACUGCCAAGAGAGAUGAAGCCAAAGAAAAAGACCAGAAAAGCAGGUGCAAAACCAAAAAAGGCAAAAAGCUCUGAGCCUAAAAGUAAUCUGGAUGUGUUGAAAAAAAUUGAGGAGUUGGAAAAAAAGGAUGAUGAAGAAAAAUCUGAAGAUGAGAAAGACCAAACAAAAGACAAAGAAGGUGAAGAUGAUGAAGAAGCAGAAGAACCAGAGGAAUACGAUGAAGAAGAGCAUGAAGAGGAAAAUGACUACAUUUCUUCGUAUUUUGAAGAUGGAGAUGACUUUGGUGCUGGCAGUGAUGACAAUAUGGAUGAAGCAACGUAUUAG
Balearica regulorum gibbericeps (East African grey crowned-crane) is the source of this 648-nucleotide messenger RNA. The record is from RefSeq and is a predicted model, not a curated record. NCBI's taxonomy places the organism in Eukaryota, Metazoa, Chordata, Aves, Gruiformes, Gruidae.